Prorocentrum cordatum is the source of this 987-nucleotide messenger RNA. The record is from the annotation of a GenBank genome assembly. NCBI's taxonomy places the organism in Eukaryota, Dinophyceae, Prorocentrales, Prorocentraceae.
AUGAGUCACAAGCAGCGGCUGUACGAGGAGUUCGAGCAGGUCGCCGAGUAUCUGCACGGCAGGGGCUGCGUGUCCAUUGAAGACGUGGAGCUCAUGCAUCCGAGGGCGGUCAUCGGCCUUCUCGCCGUCGUGCUGCUCCAGAGCGUGUUGCGGUUGGAAGAUCCCCGCAAGUGCACGGCUUUGACGAUCUGCGACGACCAGAUGGAGCUUAACGCCGUGCCUUCGGACUUCGCCGAUGUCCAGGACCGCUUCCUCGACCUCCGCGACCGCGUGCGGCUUCUGGGGGAGCUCACGGAGGAGGAGACGGAGUGGCUGAAGCUCAGGCUGCUGGACCCCUCUGCCCAGCCCGACCGGCCCGCCCGCUCUGACCGCGAGCGCUGGGGAUGCCUGUGCGAGGUGUUCCAGCAGCUCUACGGCACGGCCGUCGAGCUGUCGAGGCUGCCCGCCUUCCAGGCCCACCUCGAGCUCCUCGCCGCCGACCUGCCGCUGCUCGCGGCCCUGCGCGGGGGCCGUCAGGACGAGGCCGCGGCCCGGCUCCUGGAGGCCCGGUCCCUGCCGAUCGCGGCCCGGACGGGCCAGCUGCGCGUGGUGCACAGGAUCAUGGAGCUGCGAGGGGACUGGGGGGCGUGGCUGCUGUACGCGGCGUGCAGCGGCGACCAGGGCGAGGUCGAGCUCGCGCUGAGGCACAAGGCAGACGUCAACGCGCGCAGCCCCGCGGGGGCUACGCCGCUGAUGGCCGCCGCGAUGCAGGGCCACGCCGAGGUCGCGCGCCUGCUCCUGGAUUGGGGCGCAGACCCUGCGCUCACGACGCAGAGGGGGCUGACUGCGCACGCUGCGGCAGCGCUGGCCGAGCGUGGCGCCCUCGACACCCGCCGGCGGCGGCGUUAUGCCGAGGUAGCCGCCGUGCUGAGCCCCACUCCGCUCCUCACCUUGAAGGUCUGCCUGCGUCAUGUCCCCGGCGGGCUGUCGGCCCAGUGCCCAGCUUAG